This is a messenger RNA of Geodia barretti, 408 nucleotides long. The record is from the annotation of a GenBank genome assembly. Lineage: Eukaryota; Metazoa; Porifera; Demospongiae; Tetractinellida; Geodiidae.
AUGUUCGCAUCCGACCCGCAGCGGUCUGCUCGCCCUGAAGUGAACGUUGUCGUCUGCACCGACGAGUACGGGUGCGGGCGCUGGUAUCAUCGCGGCCGCAAUGCUGACGCCGUGCUGAGCGAUCUUCGCUCCGCCGCACACCGCGUGGGCGGCGAACGCGUGCAGGUCACCACGGCCGGUUGCAUUCUCGGCUGCACCUACGGGCCGCGUUUCGAUGUCGUCCGCCGUUGGUCCGGCGAAAAGGCGCUUUACGGCUCCAUCGAGGGCGAAGCCGCCGUCACCCGCCGAGGUCGCGUGCGUUUCGCCGCCAUCCCAGACAAUUUGAACCAGGCGCUGUCCGACAACCUGGCCGAGACGGCGGUUCCCGUCGACCAGUCUCGCAGGACCCAAUCCUCCGGCCGACAUUGA